Microthlaspi erraticum is the source of this 1170-nucleotide messenger RNA. The record is from the annotation of a GenBank genome assembly. NCBI's taxonomy places the organism in Eukaryota, Viridiplantae, Streptophyta, Magnoliopsida, Brassicales, Brassicaceae.
AUGGCCGGUGAUGACGAUGUUGCUCCAGGUGGUGUUCCUCCGGUGAGUGGAGCAACUGGUGGUGUUCCUCUGGUGGGUGGCGCAACCGGAGGUGGUGUACUUCCGACGAGUAGUGUGCCAGGUUUUGGUGUAGCAAGUGCUAGUGGUGCUCGGUCUGGUGAAGUUAGGGUCGUGUCGCCGUACACGUUGUACUCCUCGGAUAACCCUGGAGCUACAAUAACUCCAGUGUUGUUAAACGGAGAGAAUUACAACGAGUGGUCACUGGAGUUAGUUAAUGCGCUUCAAGCCAAGCGUAAGACAGGUUAUGUCAAUGGGUCAUUGCCAAAACCAGCAUUGGGAAGUCCUGAUCUAGAGAACUGGUUGGUGGUGAACUCUAUGAUCGUUGGUUGGAUCUGUGCCUCUAUUGAGCCAAAGGUACGAUCAACAGUGACAUAUAUCUCAGAUGCGUUUCAGUUUUGGGAGAAUUUGAAGCAACAUUUCUCGGUGGGAAACAAAGUGCGUGUGCAUCAGAUCAAGGUGCAACUAGCGUCGUGUAGACAAGAUGGUCAAUCGGUGUUGGAUUACUAUGGUCGUCUCUCCAAGUUGUGGGAGAAAUUACAGAUGUAUCAACCGAUACAUGGAUGUGUGUGUGGAGCAGAGGCAAAGAUGGCUAAUGAGAAGGAAGAGGAGAAGAUUCAUCAGUUUCUCAUGGGCCUUGAUGAUUCCCGUUUUGGCAAUAUUUGUACAAAUAUUAUCGGAACGGAUCCUCUUCCGGCUCUUGGGGAGAUUUACAACCAGAUUGUCCGAGAAGAACAGAGACUUGCCUCUGCCAAAUCGAGAGAACAGCAGCAAGACGCAGUUGGUUUUGUUGCACGUCAAUCAGGAUCAUCCAAUCCAUCUAAUAGCAGCCGUGGAAGAGGAGGAGGUCGAGGUGGAGCUGGAGCAGGUCGCGGACGAGGCCAAGUAACAACAGCUCAUGCAACUUCUUCGAAUUCCUCCACUUUUCCUGAGUUCAGUGCCGAUCAAUGGAAGAUACUAACCCAGAUGAUCCAGGAGAAGUCAGGAAGUAGUGUGUCCGACAAGUUGUCUGGUAAGGAGAAACUUGGUGAUGUUAUACUCGAUAUUGGUGCUUCACAUCAUAUGAAAGGAAAUCUGUCUCUGCUUACCAAUAUCGAGCAUAUCUCACCUUGA